GCCUGGUGCUGUAAACAUUUGUACUGUUGUUGCUCUGCUGACUCAGUUCUGCGUUAUACAGGAAGUUGUGACAAUGAACUCUAAUGUCGGCUUGUUUCUUUUGUCAUGUAUUCUCUUAUGUGGAGCAGAAAUGUACGUUGUGGAUGAUAGGGUCGGGAUGGGGAGACGGUUUGAUGGUAUAGGAGGAUUAAGUGGAGGAGGGGCUACCUCGAGACUUUUAAUUAACUAUAAAGAACCGUAUAGGAGUCAAAUAUUGGAUUAUUUAUUUAAGCCUAAUUUUGGAGCUUCACUGCACAUACUUAAAGUGGAAAUAGGAGGUGAUUCUCAAACGACAGAUGGCACUGAGCCUUCACACAUGCACAACGAGACCGAUGAGAAUUACUUCCGCGGUUAUGAGUGGUGGCUUAUGAAGGAAGCCAAGAAGAGGAACCCAGACAUCAUGCUCAUCGGUCUGCCUUGGGCUUUUCCGGGAUGGGUUGCUAAUGGGACCAACUGGCCUUACAACUUCCCAAACAUUACUGCUAACUAUGUUGUGUCUUGGGUGAUCGGAGCCAAACAUUAUCAUGGUCUGGAUAUUAACUACAUAGGGGUAUGGAAUGAACGGAACUUUGAUUCAAAGUACAUCCAGGUGCUUCGAGACACCCUAGACCGAGCUCAUUUACCAAAUGUGGGCAUUAUUGCAGCAGAUGGGAAUUGGGACAUUUCCAGUGCCUUGCUUGUUGAUCCAUAUCUCAAUGAUGCUGUUGAAGUUAUUGGUGUUCACUAUCCUGGUACCACGACUGUCAAGGAGGCGCUGUUAACGGGUAAAAAGCUUUGGUCUUCGGAGGAUUACAGCACGUUUAACGAUGACAUCGGGGCAGGAUGCUGGGCUCGUAUUCUUAACUGGAACUAUGUCAAUGGCAGGAUGACGUCGACUAUCUCCUGGAAUCUGAUAGCAAGUUAUUAUGAAGAUCUGUCGUUUGGUCGAGACGGUUUGAUGACCGCAGAAGAGCCAUGGAGUGGGAAUUAUGUGGUGGAAACCCCAAUAUGGAUAACUGCUCACACUACACAGUUUGUACAACCCGGCUGGACAUACCUCAAGACCAUAGGGAACCUCACUCACGGUGGAAGUUACGUAGCGUUAACAGACGGCCAAGGGAACCUUACCAUCGUAAUAGAAACCAUGACCCACAAUCACUCGCAGUGCAUUCGUCCUUCACUCCCUCCUUUCAGUGUUUCAGCUCAGGAAUCAACAUUUCAGCUCAAAGGCUCCUUUGCUGCAAUCACUCGUCUCCAGUUGUGGUACUCAAAACUGGAUUUUGAUACCAAAGACGAUGUACUCUUUAAGAAGAUCGAGCCCAUAAAGGUUUCCGGUGGACUUUUUACCUUGAAACUGGGCAUUGAUGAAAUUUACACUGUCACAACUGUCACCACUGGACAAAAAGGCUUCUACUCUGAUCCUCCAGAUUCUGCUCCAUUUCCCAAGAAAUACUUUGAUGACUUCACUGUCCAAACGACUCCCUUUUCAGAGGCCCCGUACUUUGCUGACCAGACAGGCGUGUUUGAGUACUUCACAAACCUCACAGAUCGAGGGCCACACAAUGUCACUUUACGCCAGGUAGUCAACCAGCGUCCAGUUUCGUGGGGUUACGACGCGGAUCAGACCAUCAGUGUCAUCGGAGACCACAGCUGGCAAGACCUGUCAGUCUCCUGUGACAUUUACCUUGAAAGUGAGAACAGCGGCGUCUUCGUUGCAGCCAGGGUGGAUCAAAGUGGGGAAUCAGUCCGAGAAUCCAACGGCGUAUUUUACUGGGUUUUUGCAAAUGGCACAUACAAAGUGACUAAUGAUAUCAGUGGAAAAAAAGUUCUUGUUGAAGGAUUGUCAGGGACAAGGCCAGGUAUAUGGCACACGCUCACUCUCACAGUAAAGGGUAAUAAGGCCACUGGAAUGCUGAAUGGUUUUCCUUUAUGGAAGAAUGCUGCUGUUCUUCAACCCAAGAAUGGCUGGGCUGCGAUUGGAACAUCCUCAUUUGAAUUUGCACAGUUUGAUAACUUCCUGGUGGAUGCAGACUGAUCACUUUUGUUAGAAUUAUUCAGAAAUAUGUUUUCAAAAAUGAUCAGAAUGUCAUGAUUACAACUUGGAAAAUCAUAUUUUAUAUGAACUCAAACCAAAAGAAAAUUCAUUGCUGCACAAUGAAUGAAAGUGAUGUUUAUAACAUAUGGGAAGAUUUGGGAGCACUUUCUUUGUAGUAUCUAUGGGGAAUUUCAUGAUUUGCUGUGUGU
Tachysurus vachellii is the source of this 2262-nucleotide messenger RNA. RefSeq names its product galactosylceramidase a (gene galca). Gene Ontology annotation, biological process: galactosylceramide catabolic process. Bases 74 to 2053 code for a protein of 659 amino acids. Lineage: Eukaryota; Metazoa; Chordata; Actinopteri; Siluriformes; Bagridae. Gene Ontology annotation, cellular component: lysosome. The record is from RefSeq and is a predicted model, not a curated record. The transcript is spliced from 17 exons. Gene Ontology annotation, molecular function: galactosylceramidase activity.